AUGUUGGGGAUGUCACCGGUGAAAGAUGGGGUCGCAGAUCCACAAUCAACAGUAAUAUUGUCAGGAGCUGGUAUUUCUGUGGCUUCUGGAUUGGCGGAUUAUCGAGGCUCGAAGGGCACAUAUGUGCUGAACAAAUCAUAUCGACCUGUUUACUACCAUGAAUUUCUUGCCAGCGACCAGGCACGUCGAAGAUACUGGGCAAGGAGUUUCUUAGGGUGGACGAAUUUACACAAAGCCAAGCCCAAUUCAACUCAUUAUGCUAUUAAGGACCUUGCCGAUAUGAAUAUUGUGAAGCGGGUGGUCACUCAGAAUGUUGAUUCAUUUCACUCGGAGGCACAUCCAAAUUUGGCAACUGUUGAACUUCAUGGAUAUCUUCGAGCUUUGACAUGUGUCACCUGCCGAAAAGACCUACCUCGAGAUGUUUUCCAGGAAUCUUUAGCAAGAUUGAAUCCAGCAUGGGCGGCAUUUUUGGCCGAUAUUAUCGAAUCUGGAGCUUUAACAACGGAGGAUCCAGAAGAUCGUCGAGCAAAAGGUAUGAAGGCAAAUCCUGACGGAGAUGUUGAUGUGCCCGGAGCACCAUAUGGUACCUUCAGAUAUCCAGCAUGCCCUCAUUGUCUUGAGAAUCCUCCAGUUCUAAAAGAUGGAUCACAAUCGAUUGUAGAAGUUGACCAGGAUGGAGCUUGGAAAGCAACAAGUACAGCUGGUGUAUUAAAACCUGCUGUGGUCAUGUUUGGGGAGAGCAUAGAUGCGCAAGUAAAGGAAGCUGCUGAACAAGCGAUAGAUGAUUCUGGUAGGCUGCUGGUAUUGGGUACUUCUCUUGCUACGUAUUCUGCAUGGAGACUAGCACGACGAGCUCAAGAGCGAGGCAUGCCUAUUGCAAUUCUGAAUCUAGGCGGAGUCAGGGGCGAGGAGGCAUUCUUUAAGAAUUUUCCUGGCGGCCAAACUGGAGAAUUGGGUGUAAGGGCCGAACUAGGAACUGACAUAGUCCUACCUGCACUUGUUGAUCAAUUAAACCGGAUUGGAUUCACGUCUAGAAAAGACGGUAUUCAAACUCCCUAUGAAGCACGACAGAAAAACAGUGGUAUGUUUAAGGACAUGCUAUCGUAG
This is a messenger RNA of Sclerotinia sclerotiorum 1980 UF-70, 1107 nucleotides long. RefSeq lists its product as hypothetical. NCBI's taxonomy places the organism in Eukaryota, Fungi, Ascomycota, Leotiomycetes, Helotiales, Sclerotiniaceae. The transcript is spliced from 3 exons. Bases 1 to 1107 code for a protein of 368 amino acids. Gene Ontology annotation, molecular function: NAD+ binding. The record is from RefSeq and is a predicted model, not a curated record.